Messenger RNA from Orbilia oligospora ATCC 24927, 1626 nucleotides. RefSeq lists its product as uncharacterized. The coding region runs from base 1 to 1626 and encodes 541 amino acids. Gene Ontology annotation, biological process: intracellular monoatomic cation homeostasis. Gene Ontology annotation, molecular function: ribosome binding. Gene Ontology annotation, cellular component: mitochondrial inner membrane. The record is from RefSeq and is a predicted model, not a curated record. The transcript has 2 exons. NCBI's taxonomy places the organism in Eukaryota, Fungi, Ascomycota, Orbiliomycetes, Orbiliales, Orbiliaceae.
AUGUCGUCCCAUCUCUCCGCGAGACUGGUUCUCACCCAGAGGUCUCUCCUUACGACCAAUGCACAUUUACUCCGUCGAACAAUCCAACGGAACCCACAUUACCUCCGAGCGAUCGCAAUCUCGGUCCCACAUAAUCGUCUCCUUUCCACUGAGACAUCACCUCAUGGCUCUAUCCCCUCCGGCCCACCUCCCGGUUUUAAUGCCAAACAAGCCCAGAAGCCACUUCCUCGCGAUAAGGCACCUGCAAAGACUUCCCAGGCAUCCGCUUCACAAUCGACCAAGUCUCUAGCUAAGGAAUCUGACGUAGUAUCGCCUAAUGGGAACUCGCAAGUCCCGGUAACCGUUGAAUCGAAGACUGAAGGUAUAUCUGCGAAAGAUGAGAAGAAGGAUGCUGAAAAGGAAAAGAAAAAAGAGGGCGAAAAACUCACGUUGUGGCAGAAGGUGAAGAAGGAGGCGAAUCACUAUUGGGAUGGAACAAAGCUAUUGGGUACUGAAAUCAAAAUUUCUACAAAGCUAGUCGUGAAAAUGGCUGCAGGGUACGAACUUUCAAGACGAGAGCACCGACAGUUGCAACGAACGGUUCAAGAUAUCGCCCGAUUGGUUCCCUUCUCGGUCUUCGUCAUUGUUCCUUUCGCCGAACUUCUCCUCCCCGUUGCGAUCAAACUCUUCCCGAAUAUGCUUCCUUCGACCUAUGAAGGCGAAAAGGAUAAGGAAAGAAAGAACAAAAUCCUCCGGGCAACACGUAAAGAUGUUUCCGAUUUCCUUCGUACAACUCUACAGGAAUCCGGUCUCCCUCUCUCUCUAGCCACAAGGGGAACCGAAGAAUUCACCGAAUUCUUUAGAAAGUUGAAGAGCAGCGGCGAGAAACCAACCCAUCAAGACGUUAUCAACGUCUGCAAGACCUUCAAGGACGAUUUAACUCUUGACAACUUGAGCCGUCCGCAGCUAGUGGCGAUGUGUAGGUAUAUGAACCUCAACGCCUUCGGAACCGACAUGAUGCUUCGUUACACAAUUCGUCAUCGUAUGAGACAGAUUAAACGCGACGAUAGAGCCAUCUUUGUCGAAGGUGUGAACAGCCUCAGCGUUCCAGAGUUACAAACAGCCUGCGCGAGCCGUGGUAUGAGAACACACGGUGUUAGCCCCUCGAGGUUAAGAGAGGAUUUGCAGACCUGGUUGGACUUGAGGCUGAAGCACGGUAUUCCAUCAGCUCUUUUGGUCCUUUCAAACGCCUAUGUCUACGCCGAGGGUAAAGGCGAUGAGAUUGAAAGCCAUUAUGACGCACUUACUGCUGUUCUAAGCGGUAUUCCUGAGGAACUUUACCACGAAGUUGAAUUGGAUUUGAUGAGUGGAGAAGGUGCCGCAACCAACAAGCAGAGAUUGGAGGUGCUGAAGGAACAACAGGAGUUGAUCGAGGAAGAGAAUACCCAGAGCGAGGAGAGCGGUGGUGGAAGAGUUAGCAAAAGACUUGAUCAGGAUAUCGAUGAGAAGCCUGAGCAGAAAGCUAAGGAGGAGGGAAGCGGAGCUGAAGCUGCCGAAGCUGCUAAGUCCAACGAAGAUCUAGCGGAUGCUACGGAAAGGCAUGAAGGUACCGAAGAAGGAAAAAAGGAGGAAGCCGAGAAGAAAUAA